UCGUCAUUCCAGUGAGAGAAAAGAUCUGAGGUGGUUGAAUUGAAUGCUAGAGAGAGAGAGAUUCAUGAGAGUCGGUCUAGGAACAAAAUGAGGAGUGGAGCGAGGAUUUGGGCGAAAAUGGGGAGAGGGAAAUAUUUUCACUAGGUUCUCUUUAGAUUUGCAAAGCUUCUUUUUGAAUUUUUGAAGGGAGUGACAAAAUCUCUCUCAGCUUUGUGGUCUCUCGGACAAGAAGCAGAUCAUUUUCGCUGGCCAUUGUGAAAUUGCCUCUGCAUUUCCUAUCGAAAGCUUCAACGUAAUUCUCUUCGAGGUUCUAGUUGCUGGGGACACUAGAUAGUUGGGCUCUGAUAGAUCUCUCUGUUCUUUGUCCUCACGAGUUAGUGAUUGGCUCAUUGGGCAGCUAUAUUUGUGGGAUAUAUUACUCGAUUUCUGUUAUAUCUGCACACACGUGAAGUGGGAUUGUGGUGUUUUCUGAUGGUGAUGAGAUUGUGAUCACGAAGGGAUCAGAUUUCCAUCCAGAAAAGGUAAAAAAAAUCUCCUUUAUAACAGAAGAUUAACGUGGCAGAACAUCUGCAAAGUUUGACCCUUGGAAUCGCAUGGAAGAUUGAUCCAAUGGCACAAGAAAACCAAGCCCAAAAGUGUAGUAACAGUAGUAGUGGGGGUAAUAUCACCAUUGGGAGCAACAACAGCAUUAGGUCCUCCAAGAAGCAGAAGCAGAAGAAAGCCCCACAGAGAGGCCUUGGUGUGGCACAGUUGGAGAAAAUCAGGAUUGAGGAGCAGCAGAAGAGAGAUGCCGCUGCGAUUUUCCCAUCCCCAGCGACUAUUUCUCAGGGCGGUUCGUGUUACUUGCCAGCUCCUCUAGCGAAUUAUCACAUCCAAGGCGAUUUUGCCCUGACGAACUCUAUAUUCAGACCAGUUCCCCCGCACCCAGUUCAGAAUUUCGAGGUCCCGAGUGCAGGCGCCUUCCCACUGGUGAACCAGGGAAGAGGUUGUGGCCUCGAGACUGAUAGGCAGUCCGGUGCAAUGAUAGUGCCUGAGCACUUCCCUUAUAUGUGGAAUUUCCCCGAGUAUAGUGGUGAAAUUAAGACCUCUUUGAUGGAUCCCGGAUCGCAAUUGUGCUCAAGACCGAGUUUACCUAUUGAUCCCGGUUGGCCUUCCCUUGGACCAGUGCGAAAAGGGCAAUAUGAUUGUCCGCCUUUGCUGGUGAAUGCAUCACCAAUGACUUCUUCAGCACCUUCACUUAAUUAUCAGAUGGAGCCCCCUUCAAACCAAAGUCAUCUUAGCAAUUAUUUCCCAGCUUUGCCUCUGGAAGAGAAGAUGAUCGGCGUGAAAAGAUCGUAUCCCUUCUCUCUAGAAAAUUCACCAGCCCCCUACUAUCCGUUCAAACUCCCUGUACUUGGCCAUCCAAAUGGCACGCCCGACGAACCAUACUCACGUGGUAUUGGCAAUUUCAGCAGUUUCAGAGAAAGUCCUUCAUGCCCUCCCCUGCUAUUGGAGUCAAAUUUGUCGAAAAGCAUAAAGAGCAGUGGAACUUUGGGUGGGGAGUUCCUCACUCUUGGCCCUCCAGCAACAUCAACUCCUCUAAACUCAAAGCAGCCUCCGGCUUUGCUAACAUUGAAUGAUCAGAAUGUUCCUGAUUCUGAAUCACAAGCCAAUAAAGGAUCUCAAGAGGGUUUAGGUUUCCACCAGGCAUCAAACUGGAGACAUCGGGAAAACCCUUGCUACAACUUUCUCGCUCCAGCAAUGGUACCGAACAACCAAGCAAAUACGUGCAUGAACAAUUGCAACAGCAAUCCUGGGGCAAGUAUUGAUCUCAAUUUGCGAUUGUAGAGAACUGAUGAGGGCGUGAUAAGCUGGCGUCCCUUGUUUAAACUACAUGCCGAUGGUUUUUAAUCUUGAUUCUUUUGUAGCUUUGAAAGAUGAUUACAUUGAUUGUUGUGGUUACAGCAUGGGAUAACUUCAUCCAUCUUUGUUCCCUUUGUGAAAA
This is a messenger RNA of Rhodamnia argentea, 1984 nucleotides long. RefSeq lists its product as uncharacterized. The record is from RefSeq and is a predicted model, not a curated record. NCBI's taxonomy places the organism in Eukaryota, Viridiplantae, Streptophyta, Magnoliopsida, Myrtales, Myrtaceae. The transcript has 6 exons. Gene Ontology annotation, molecular function: DNA-binding transcription factor activity. Bases 610 to 1827 code for a protein of 405 amino acids.